Molecule: messenger RNA, 1645 nt
Organism: Octodon degus (degu)
Lineage: Eukaryota; Metazoa; Chordata; Mammalia; Rodentia; Octodontidae
Gene: Tmub2
Product: transmembrane and ubiquitin like domain containing 2
Exons: 3
Coding region: 8-1105 (365 amino acids)
Molecular function (GO): protein binding
Source: RefSeq, a predicted model, not a curated record
GUCAUCAAUGAACGGCGUGGGGGCGGGACAUCCCGUCUUUGCUUGUAACAGCUUCCGGGAGAGAGCGGGCCCUGGCCAGCAUCGGGGAUCGUCAGCCCCUUCCCCGGGCGCUCCGGCCAGACGAGACCAGGGCCCGCCCCGGGGAGAUCUACACCCUGGCCCCGGCGUUUCCAGUGCAGACCCAGGCAACAGCCAGGCCAUGGAGCUCUCUGGUGUGACCCUCAUUGAAGGCAUGGGUAAUGAGGUAGUGGUGCUGGCAGGUGUGGUGGCGCUGGUUCUAGCUCUGGUCCUUGCUUGGCUGUCCACAUAUGUAGCAGAGAGCAGUAGCAGCCAGCUCCUGGGAACCAUCGCGGCACCAAGAGACACCUCCGUCCUUCAGCUGGGCCAUGGAGACCAGCUGGUAGCGCGCCCAGACACGCCCAACCCCCCUGAGCUGUCCCACCAAUCGGAGGGCAGUGAGGAGAAGGCUGAAGAGGCCCACACGGGCGUGAGUGAUGCAGUGGGGGAGCUGGGCUCCGGGGCAGGUGUGGAGCCCAACCUGGAGCGGCUUCUGGACAUCCAGGGCCUGGCCAGGCGGCAGGCAGCUAUGGACAGUGGUGGUCCGGAAGCCCUGCCAUGCUCUACAAGGGGCACCUGCCUGCCUCCCGGUGCUGGCCUCAUCAACUUGAGGCUCAAAUUCCUCAAUGACACCGAGGAGCUGGCCGUGGUCAAGCUGGAAGACACUGUGGGUGCUCUGAAGAGCAAAUACUUCCCUGGACAAGAAAGCCAGAUGAAACUUAUCUACCGGGGCCACCUGCUGCAGGAUCCUGCAAGCACACUGCGCUCCCUGAACAUCACAGACAACUGUGUGAUCCACUGCCACCGCCUGCCCCCAGGGGCCGCUGCCCAGGACCCCUCUGCCACCCUGGCCCACUCUGCCGCUGAACCGCCCAGUCUGGGCCUCAGCGUGGACAGCCUCAUGGUGGCUGUGUUCGUGGUGCUCUUGGGUGUGGUCUGGUACUUACGGAUCAACUACCGCCAGUUCUUCACAGGGCCAGCCACGGUCUCCCUGGGGGGCGUCACAGUGUUCUUCAGCUUCCUGGUCUUUGGGAUGUAUGGGCGGUAGAACAAAGGCACAUCUUUAUCCACGGCACUUCCCUUCCCUGGCCCAAGGGAAGGCAGCCAGGAUCAGGUGCCCAGGCAGGAGGCCCAACAGGUGGAUGUUGGGCUGCCCCUGCCCACCAGACAGCUGUCCCCGUGCCAGCACACCUCAGGUAGAACCUUCUUCCAGCACCCUGCCCAAGCUCAGAGCUGUGCCUGGCUCGUGGGAAGCUUGCACUCAUCCCCCUGGCACCACUGUGUGGGGCUCUGGUGUCAGUCCUAGGACUGGAAUGGCACCGGCAGGGGAGACUGCACCUCUCCACCCCAGCCCUAGCAGGCAUGUGGUAUCCCCUGCACACUGCUGGCCUCUGCCAGGACAGCACCAGGCCACAGCUGCUGUGCCCCUGGGCCCAGAGCUGCCAGUGAGUACUGGCUCUCAGCCAGCACCUGCCUGCAGGGCUCCAUGGACUGCUCUGGAGGGUUCACCAUGGGCCACAUGGGCCGCCUUGGGAGUCCUAGAUAGACUCCACAUUUGUGAUUCAAUAAAGUUGUGUUUUAUGGCCAA